UCCUUCUCCUCCCUCUCCUCUUUCGGCGUGAGUUCUGAGUUGCAGCGCUGCAAGGAGCGCAGAUCCGAGAGGGUCGCCUUCGGGAGGGACCCCGACUUUGGCCGCGCCUGCCGGGUCCGUUACUCCUCCUGGUCUCCGUCCGAGCGGAAAGGGGGCGGCCGCCUCCCCGUCUGAACACCCUGCUCUUCGGCGGGCGGCAGCAGCAGCAGCAACAGCGCUCGCCAUCCGUGCAGAGUCUCGCUCGCCUCGCCGGCGCGCCGCCCGGACGAGUCUGUGUCCCGGAGUCGAAGCCGGCCGCUUUCCUUGAAGGCGCUUCCGACGGUCAGUUUCCCCCCCACCCCCGGCGCGCAAGAUGCUCUUCGCCGGCUUCGAGUUGCUCUCGGCUCUGGCCACCGCCGCCGCCUGCCUGGCCUCGCUGACGCUGCUGCUGGCCGUCUCGCAGCAACUGUGGCAGCUGCGCUGGGCCGCCACGCGCGACAAGAGCUGCAAGCUGCCCAUCCCCAAGGGCACCAUGGGCUUCCCGCUGGUGGGCGAGACCUUCCACUGGCUGCUGCAGGGCCCGGGCUUCCAGUCCUCGCGGCGGGAGAGAUACGGCAACGUCUUCAAGACCCACCUGCUGGGCCGGCCGCUGAUCCGCGUGACGGGCGCCGAGAACGUGCGCAAGAUCCUGAUGGGCGAGCACAGCCUGGUCAGCACCGAGUGGCCGCGCAGCACCCGCCUCCUCCUGGGUCCCAACACCGUGGCCAACUCCAUCGGCGACGUCCACCGGCACAAGCGGAAGGUGUUCUCCAAAAUAUUCAGCCAUGAAGCUCUGGAAAGUUACCUCCCCAAAAUCCGGCUGGUGAUCCAAGAGACCCUGAGAGUCUGGGGCAGGAACCCCGAGCCCAUCAAUGUCUACCACGAAGCCCAGAAGCUCACUUUCCACAUGGCCAUCCGGGUCCUUUUGGGAUUCCGAAUCCCGGAUGGGGAGCUCAACCAGAUGUUCGAAGUCUACCAGCAAUUCGUGGAGAACGUCUUCUCCUUACCUGUGGACCUGCCCUUCAGUGGCUACCGUAAGGGGAUUCGCGCCAGGGAGAUCUUGCAGAAAGUCUUAGAAAAAGCCAUCCGGGAAAAGCUGCAGAGCUCGCAAGGCAAGGACUACCUGGACGCCCUGGACCUCCUGAUCGAAAGCGGCAAAGAAUAUGGCAAGGAACUGACCAUGCAGGAGCUGAAGGAUGGCACCCUGGAGCUGAUCUUCGCUGCCUAUGCCACCACCGCCAGUGCCAGCACCUCUCUGAUCAUGCAGCUGCUGAAGCACCCGUCGGUUCUGGAGAAGCUUCGCGAAGAGCUGAGGAGCAAGAGCCUGCUGCACAACAGCUGCCUCUGCGAGGGGGGCCUUCAUCUGGAGACCAUCCACAGCCUCCAGUACCUGGACUGUGUCAUCAAGGAGGUGCUCCGGCUUUUCACCCCCAUUUCGGGGGGGUACCGGACGGUGCUGCAGACCUUUGAGCUGGAUGGCUUCCAGAUCCCCAAAGGAUGGAGCAUCAUGUACAGCAUCCGAGACACUCACGACACCGCUCCCGUCUUCAAGGACGUGGACGUCUUUGACCCCGAUCGCUUCAGCCAGGACCGCAGCGAAGACAAAGAUGGCCGCUUCCACUACUUGCCCUUCGGCGGAGGGGUACGGACCUGUCUCGGCAAACACCUGGCCAAGCUGUUCCUCAAAGUGCUGGCCAUCGAGCUGGCCAGCAUGAGCCGCUUCGAGUUGGCCACCAGGACUUUCCCUCCGGUCACCCUGGUGCCGGUGGUGCACCCGGUCGAUGGACUCAAGGUCAAAUUUUUUGGACUCGAUUCAAACCAGAAUGAAAUCUUGACAGAGCAAGAGGCCAUGUUGGAGGCCACCGUGUAGGCCAAAGCAUGCUCUGGGCUGGCGAGGUAGGAAGAGACCGGAACAGAGACGGGGAAGGAAGAAGCUCGACUCACCGCCACUGGAGGGAGAAGGGCUGACCUUGGCGGACACACAUUCGGCAAAAGCCUUCUCCAGAGAAUAUGCCAAAACUGUGCGGGUGUUUCACUUGGGUGUGUUUGUAUGUGUGUGUGUGUGUGUGUGUGUGAAGAGUGGAUUUCUCCUCCGGGGCUUUCUGUUCGGUUUCAUAUUUGAACACCGGCGAGAAGCAAAUUGUGUUGACCAUAACCAGCGUAUGUGUGU
This is a messenger RNA of Pseudonaja textilis, 2188 nucleotides long. RefSeq names its product cytochrome P450 family 26 subfamily B member 1 (gene CYP26B1). The record is from RefSeq and is a predicted model, not a curated record. Gene Ontology annotation, molecular function: oxidoreductase activity, acting on paired donors, with incorporation or reduction of molecular oxygen; monooxygenase activity; iron ion binding. Gene Ontology annotation, biological process: sterol metabolic process. NCBI's taxonomy places the organism in Eukaryota, Metazoa, Chordata, Lepidosauria, Squamata, Elapidae.